CACCAGCGGGCCCGGCGACGGCCCGCCCCCCGCGGCGGCUCCUCCUUCCCCCCCAGUCUCAGGCUGCCGGGCGGAGGCGGGGGCUGUGCUGGCGCCGCCGCGGCCCGGUCUGCACGGGGAAGGCCAUCUGUGGAAAAGAAAAAAGAGAAAAAAUGAAGUAUCUAUUCUUAAUAUUUUUCAUGAAUUUAUUACCACAGUAUGCUGGGAAAUCUUUGAGAAGAGAUGACAGUUACCCGAGAACAUUUGAAGACAUUAAAAAAGAGAUAGCUGGCUAUACUGAUAUUGCUGAAGCUAUUAUUGAUCUUGCUGUUCAUGGAAAAGCUCAGAACAGAUCUUACGAUAGAUUAGCAGUUUUCACUGAUACCAUAGGACCUAGACUCAGUGGUUCAAAAAAUCUAGAUGCAGCCAUCAAGUAUAUGUUCAGUGCCCUGCAGGAAGAUGGGCUGGAAAAUGUGCAUCUGGAGCCUGUGAAAGUACCACACUGGGAAAGAGGAGAAGAGUUUGCAGUGAUGCUGGAACCAAGGAAUCACAGCAUCGCUAUUUUGGGACUUGGGAGUAGUGUUGCAACUCCUCCAGAAGGAAUUACGGCGGAAGUCAUAGUGGUAGCUUCUUUUGAUGAACUGCACAAAAGAGCUCAGGAGGCCAAGGGGAAGAUUGUUGUCUACAAUGAACCUUUCAUCAGUUAUGGCAAAACCGUGCAAUACAGAUCACAGGGAGCAGUGGAAGCUGCUAAAGUUGGAGCGGUAGCAUCCCUCAUUAGAUCCAUUGCUCCUUUUUCUAUUCAUAGCCCACAUACUGGGUGGCAGAAUUACCAGCCUGAUGUGCCCCGGAUUCCCACUGCUUGCAUCUCUGUGGAAGAUGUUGAAAUGAUGUCCCGGAUGUCUUCCCGGGGCACUAAGAUUGUUGUGCACCUGAAGAUGGGGGCUAAGACUUAUCCAGACUCUCCUUCCUUUAACACCGUGGCAGAGAUAGUUGGAAGCAAGUACCCAGAGCAGAUUGUAUUGGUCAGUGGACAUCUGGACAGCUGGGACGUUGGGCAGGGAGCUAUGGAUGAUGGUGGUGGAGCAUUUAUAUCAUGGGAAGCAUUAUCACUCAUUAAGGAUCUGGGACUUCGCCCAAAAAGGACUCUGCGCUUGGUGCUAUGGACGGCAGAAGAACAAGGAGGAAUAGGUGCCGAGCAAUACUAUCAGUUGCACAAGGAAAAUAUCUCCAACUUCGAUAUCGUCAUGGAGUCUGAUGAGGGCACCUUCAAGCCAUCUGGACUGGGUUUUACUGGCAAUGCUAAAGCUCGGGACAUUGUGAAAGAGAUCAUGACUCUGCUGCAGCCCAUCAACAUUACGGAUGUUUAUGACAACGCAGAUGGAACGGACAUCGAUUACUGGAUGAGAGAAGGGGUUCCCGGUGCCAGCUUGCGUGAUGACCUCAGUAAAUACUUCUGGUUUCAUCAUUCUCAAGGGGAUACGAUGACAGUUCAGGAUCCAAACCAGAUGAAUCUCUGUGCUGCUGUUUGGACUGUUGUCUCCUAUGUAAUUGCUGACAUGGAGGAGAUGUUGCCAAGGUAAUAAAACAGCAAGAAAGAAGAUUUCUGUUCUUCUGUAAAGAUUGUGAGUCCCCUAAUGCAUGUGGUCUACAGCUGUGGGAAAUUCCAUUUUUCACCCUGAUUUUGUGCAUUAUUAUGCCUGUUUUCCUCAAAGCACACGCUCUUUUACACAUUCCUGUUUCUUUAUGCUGUUUUGAUGUCUUCCAUUUGUGAUUUUCACUUAAAUUUUUUUCUUUUAAGUACUUUUAAAAUUUCUGAUGAAAGGAUGAUACCUCUUUGAAUAUGAUAUAAUAGCCAUUUGUAUGCAAAGUGAUCCUGUGCAGCAGUAAAAAUAUACCAAAUAAAUUUGUUGCAUCGGAAUAAUUAAUGUAUUGAGUUAGUA
Grus americana (Whooping crane) is the source of this 1922-nucleotide messenger RNA. RefSeq names its product carboxypeptidase Q (gene CPQ). The transcript is spliced from 8 exons. Gene Ontology annotation, biological process: proteolysis; peptide catabolic process; thyroid hormone generation. Gene Ontology annotation, molecular function: metallodipeptidase activity. The coding region runs from base 153 to 1562 and encodes 469 amino acids. The record is from RefSeq and is a predicted model, not a curated record. NCBI's taxonomy places the organism in Eukaryota, Metazoa, Chordata, Aves, Gruiformes, Gruidae.